Auanema sp. JU1783 is the source of this 2220-nucleotide messenger RNA. Lineage: Eukaryota; Metazoa; Nematoda; Chromadorea; Rhabditida; Rhabditidae. The record is from the annotation of a GenBank genome assembly.
AUGUCGGGUACGUGGUCGCGUAAGCGACGGAACGUCGUCCAUGCUGUCGGCGGAUCUGUACCUUCUUCUCAAGAUUCGGAAAAGAUCAGAAGCCCCGAUAAUCUUCCUUUGCCACCGUCGAUUCGAUUUCAGCAAGUGCAACUUUCUGCUUCGACAGAAAAGAUGUUUGAAGAAGCCGAAUCCAAAGGAAUUUUAUCGUUGAUUGGACGACAACUGAAGGAACUACCGAUAUCGCUAACCGAUAAAUACGACAUUUCGGACAUUGUAUUAGCCGAUCUUAGCAACAAUCGUUUUUCUGAUAUACCGGCAGCUUUGUGUGAUUUACGGUCUUUGGAGACGUUGAGGAUACAACAGAAUGCUCUUCGACAUGUUCCUACAAAUAUUUCUCAUUUAAUAUCACUUUCUUUUUUAGAUUUGAGUAAUAAUCAAUUGUCACAACUACCACUCGCUUUGUUUGAGUUACCAUUAUGUAUUCUAUUACUGACUGGUAACAGAUUGGAUACCAUACCUAGGGAAAUUAGGCAGUUAUCAUCUACAUUAACAGAAUUAGAUCUUAGUUAUAAUUUUCUUAAUAGGAUCCCAGCUGAUAUAGCAUUGCUCAAGAUGUUACGGGUACUUUGCUUGAAGAAAAACUUGCUCGAUCAGUUUCCAUCAGAACUUUGCCGAUUGUCUCUUCAUACAUUAGAUCUGUCGUCAAAUAGGUUCACACACCUUCCCUUACAUAUCAGAAAAAUGAAAACGCUGAUCGAAUUUCAUAUAUCAGAUAAUCCGCUACAGUCACCUCCAGCCGAUAUUGUCUCAAAAGGACGAGAGCAUGUUUUCAAAUGGAUGGAUAACGCUUCUGGUGGUUGUGACACUCUCCCUGCUCAUCUGCUUCCCAAUUCAAGUAUAACGCUUAAAGCACUGAAUCUUGGGAAGAAUGGAGUUAAUAAAAACAUAAGCGAGUCUGACAUGACCCGAAAGUCAUCAGCUCCUGCUCCUUUGGAACGUCGUUCGAGAUCUCAUCGUUUCCAUACAAUUACUGGUAGUGAUUCGGGUUACGGAAGUACAGCGGACGAACAUAGACUAUCUCAUGAGAUACCAUCUGGUGGCUUAGACGGAAUAACGGAGUUUUCACCGUUUUCUCAGGAAUCGCCUGACGGAUCUUCUGAUUUAGUAGAGGCUUCCGAAGAAUCGACAUCUCUUGAUUCUUUAAACGAGAAAAUGCCAGAUAAGAAGAAUCACAAUGAUAUUAGGACGAAUGUUGAUCAGAAAAAAGUGAAAAUGUUGUCUUCGAUGAAUCAAUCGAUCCCGAAAGAGAACACGGUACCGAACAGUUCCUCUUUGAAUGGAAAUGUUCCGAUAUCAGCAAAAGAACCUCCCAACUCCUUGGAUAUCAGUAACAACAACACAUGUCGAAACAAAGAUGUUACUACACGCGGAACAUCUCACAGCCAAAAUGUCAUCCUUUCAACAACAACAAAAACAAAGCCUGUGUCAAAAGUUGCUCCUUUGAUGAAUACCACAAAAGGCAACCAAAAUGUCAGUUCAGAACAUGCUAAGAACUCUUUGACUAAAGUUUCUACAACUUCAUUACCUAAAAAAACUGUGAACGGUACCUACCGCACGAGAGAAAUUACUUCAAGUAGAACAGUCUCAACACCAAUUAGCACUAAACCAGUAUCGGCUUCUUCCGUAUCCAAUAUUUCUAAUCCUACAAGGCUCAGAACAAUGACUGGAUCUAGGGUACCAUUAUCAUCUUCUGCUAAUUCUUCUAUAAUCAAGCGACCAGCAACGACUGCUCCCACUUCCCGCUCGGGUUCUAUCGUGACGAAGUCUGCAUCAAGCGAACCAAAUUCUAUGGAACAGUUCCGAAAGCUUUUUGAGGAAAAAAUUGGAGUGACACUUCCCCCUGGUAAAGAUAGCAUCUCUGCCGCUCUGGCUGAUGGGGUCCACCUCUGCACGCUUGCGAACGCGCUGCGUACGAAAGCAAUCACAACCAUCCUGAACACCACUGAGAAUGAAAGUUUAACUCCUCUCAAAUGCAAGAAGAAUGCAGAAAGUUUCGUGUCUGCUUGUAAGAAAGUUGGUGUGACCGAGGCAUGUUUGUGCUCGUCUUCCGAUAUCACAACUAAGAGGAAUUUAGUUUCUAUUGUCAAAACUGUGGCUCAAUUAAAUCGGCUCACAUCAGCAGCUGUGAGACCAACAACUAAAGUUGUAACUUCACGAAUAGCUGUAUGA